AUGGAUGCCUUCAAAGCCGAUCAUGUUUGCGGCACGUGCAAGACAAAGAAGAAGCGCUGCGACAAGAUCCUCCCCAUAUGCGGUUACUGCUCGAAACGGAGCCUGAGCUGCAGCUACGACACUGCUGCGGCCGCCGCGGACGACACCGAUCCUGCCGGGCACGCGCCGGCCGUGCUGCUGCCUCGGGACUGGCACAGGAGUGGUAGCAACCGACUCCACGGGGAUGCUUCUGGUAUCGCUUCGCCACCAGCAGCGAGUCUGAAGGUUUCUAGUCUGGAUGCGACGAUCAACAGACAUCUCACAAACGUUCUUCAGGACAUCAACCUGCCAAUAGAAGUAGUCAUCAUUAGGUUCUUCCAGGGCUUUCACAAAUGGCUCCCAAUCAUAUCCCCAAGGACACUCCGCGAUCAAGUCUCCCAGAACAUACUGUACCUCGCAGACUCGGCACUACUGCUGCUCACGAUGGCGCUAUUCGUGGAAUGUCCUCCAAAGGCACCUCCCCGGGAUGGACCAGAAGCUGCUCUCAAUCCACUAUUCGUCUUCUUGAGAAUGCUCACGGCGCAAGUGCAGACUGAAAGGCCACUCUCGUUGCGCCUACUUCAGACACACGUCCUGCUAGCCGCUUACGAGUACGCCUCAGGCAGGCCGGAAGUUGCCUAUGUAUCGCUUAACACCUGCGUGGGAAUGGCCCAGGCUAUGCAAAUACCAGAGUAUGGUAAGCUGCGGGGCGAGUUCGGCGAGCUAUGCAGAUCAGCUGAGAUCGUCAACACGUGGUGGGCGAUAGUGAUCCUGCAGAGACUUACGUUGAUCGAAUGCCGCCGGCAAAUUGCAACACCAACGACACAGUUCCCCAACGCAGUCAGCCCGAAGCCGUCCGAUCUCGUCAACGAUCAGCCCGACGGUAGUCUUCAUCGACAGUUUGAACGACAAGCGGAAGCAGCGUUCCUGUUCGAUCAGUUCCUUGCCGCCAGGCUGCUCCACGACGAUGCAGAGAAGAUCGCAGAACUCCAGCGCGUCGACAACGAGAUACUACGACUUCUCCAGACUGUAAUGCGAGAAGAGGGAGCCGCGUCUCACAACAGGUUUUCCGCCGCCAGUGCUACUAUAAUUCGCUCACUCUUCGCUCUCAACGAGGAGCUCAUCGCCGCCCUCUCUACUCCCAACGCCAGCGAGAAAGCCAAAGACCGAAUUGAAUUCUCCAAGUCUGCAAUGCACAACCUGAUUCGCCUGGUCAUCGACACUGGCGUACACUCACUGUCGUCCAGCACAGAACCUCCCGUACCAUGCUUCCUGUACUUGGUCAGGACAGCCAUCGGCCACGCCAAAUCAGCUGUCGCCACACAUCCCGGGACGUUCGACGCGGGAGAUAUGGAUCUUCUCUGGAGAAUAGAGGAGAGCCUGACUUCGAGCCGCCGCCGAAACGAGACCAGGGAGUGA
Molecule: messenger RNA, 1437 nt
Organism: Cyphellophora attinorum
Lineage: Eukaryota; Fungi; Ascomycota; Eurotiomycetes; Chaetothyriales; Cyphellophoraceae
Exons: 3
Coding region: 1-1437 (478 amino acids)
Biological process (GO): DNA-templated transcription; regulation of DNA-templated transcription
Cellular component (GO): nucleus
Molecular function (GO): DNA-binding transcription factor activity, RNA polymerase II-specific; DNA binding; zinc ion binding
Source: RefSeq, a predicted model, not a curated record